AUGCAACCUAUGGCAGAUUCUGAGAAACUCCCAAAUGAUCCCAAACUCGGCACCGACCCAAGCCAGAGCGACGAGAGCACCACCGUUACACCAGUCAUUGACGAUGCCGAAAACCAACUCCGGGCUGACGUAAAGCCAAAAGAGUCACAUCAGCAGGAAGCGCGCGAGAUUGGAGGUUGGAAAUGGGUUGUCGUCGUACUGGCCAUCUACAGCUCGCAAUUCCUAUUCGCCCUCGACCAGACGAUCGUAGCCAACGUCCAACCCGCAAUUGUCGAGCAAUUCAAUUCCGUGGACAGGCUUUCAUGGGUCAGUGUUGCCUUUCUCAUCGGUGCCGCGGGAACAAACUUGGUAUGGGGCAAAAUCUUUUCUCAGUUCAAUAUCAAAUGGGCCUACAUCUCGGCCAUCGUUGUUUUUGAAGUUGGUUCAGCUAUCUGCGGCGCUGCUCCAAACAUGAACUCCUUGAUCGUGGGUCGAGCCAUUUGUGGCGUCUCUGGAGCCGGUAUGUAUGUUGGCCUCAUGACACAACUAGCCGUCACAACCACCAUUCAAGAACGUCCUAUGUACAUCAGCGGAGCGGGCCUGGUCUGGGGUAUUGGUACAGUCCUGGGUCCUAUAAUCGGUGGCGCAUUCACAGACUCGUCUGCGACCUGGCGCUGGUCAUUUUAUAUCAACCUCUGUGUUGGUGCCGUCUGCGCCCCCGUCUACCUAUUCAUGUUGCCCAACAAGGACCCGCGCCGUGGAACCAGCUUUGCCAACCGUGCUCGUGAACUUGACUACCUUGGAACCAUCCUUCUGAUUGGUGCGUUCUUUUCCGGAGUCAUGGCUGUAUCAUUUGGUGGUGUUGUGUACCCGUGGAACUCGAGCAAGAUCAUUGGCGUCUUUUGCUGCUCUGGUGUGUUAUUCAUCCUGUUUGGCGUGCAGCAGACCUAUGCCCUCUUUACUACCCCUGCUCGUCGCAUCCUCCCCGUCGAAUUCUUCAAGAGCCGCACCAUCUUAAUCUUGUUCGCCGUGACUGCAGCUGGUGGAACGGCCCUAUUUCUCCCUAUCUACAUGACGCCUCUCUAUUUCCAGUUCAGUCGUGGAGAUGGAGCGCUUCAGUCUGGCGUUCGACUUUUACCCUUUAUCAUGUUAAUGAUCUUUGCCACCAUUUUUAACGGCGCAUUCCUGUCCAAGGUGGGGUAUUACAUGCCUUGGUACCUUAUCGGAGGUAUCCUAAUUGUUAUUGGUGGUGCACUCAUGUAUACGGUGGACACAGCGACAUCCGUCUCCAGUAUAUAUGGGUAUACCGUCCUCGUCGGCAUUGGGGCUGGUCUAUUCUGUCAGGCAUCAUUCUCAGUUGGCCAGGCAGUUGUCAAACCUGAAAUGGUUCCUGCAUCCAUUGGUUUCAUCUCAACUGGGCAAAUUACUGGCAUCACUUUAGCCCUCGCCAUUGCCAAUGCGGUAUUCCUCAACAAAAGUGAAGAGGGAAUCAAGGCCAUAUUACCAAAUACACCAACCGCGGAGAUCCAGCAGACUAUCACUGGAGUGGGGUCUGCACUUUUCGACAACAUGUCAGCAGAUGAUCGGCAGCGGGUGUUGGCCGUGAUCGUCUCUGCAAUAAGCAGCACAUACGCCUUGGUCAUUACAGCUGGAUCGCUGGUCACCGUAUUGAGUCUUCUGCUGAAGAGAAACAAGCUGUUUGUGGCUCCUGUAGCAGCAGCCUGA
Molecule: messenger RNA, 1704 nt
Organism: Penicillium robsamsonii
Lineage: Eukaryota; Fungi; Ascomycota; Eurotiomycetes; Eurotiales; Aspergillaceae
Product: putative MFS drug efflux transporter
Exons: 1
Coding region: 1-1704 (567 amino acids)
Biological process (GO): transmembrane transport
Molecular function (GO): transmembrane transporter activity
Source: RefSeq, a predicted model, not a curated record